AUGGUUGAUUAUUUUAUAUACGCAAAAGAUUGCUCAGAUUCGAUGAAUAGAACCGAGUAUUACUACAGCAACAAUUUGAAGACUCUUGAACAAUUCAAAUAUGACGUCGAAAGGAUCAAAGAACAAUCGGUUGCCCAAGAGCCUGCAAGACAAUUUAAAAUUCUAUAUUUGCUCUGGAGCGACGUCUGUCGGGAGGUCAAUGAAGAUGAGGUUGAUCUGAAGAAUUAUAUAAGUUGUGGCGUGUCAGGACUAUCAAACAUCUAUAUUUGUGAACGGAGAGAUCCAGGAUGUCUUAUACGGUACCUUCGAAAAAACUAUAUUACUUGUGAAAAUGACCGAAUCAAAUUACUGCACAUCGUCACAAACGGCAUGAUUAGCCGGAAAACUAUAGACGAAUGUAUAGAAUUGAAUAAAGGAAUAGAUUAUGAAACGCUUGUUUUCCAUGCAUUCGAAGAAUACCCGGAAAGAAUUGACCUUUCAGUAGCUGUACCUUUUUUCAAGAGCCGUUGCAACGUUUAUUACAAUAAUGAACUUUAUGACAGCACUGAUAUUUCCAAGGAGUUUGAUUAUGACAAAAUUAAUAUUGACAACUUUGCAGUUGAAAUGCAACAACUCAAGUCUUAUAUUAAGUUGAAGUUCAUCAAUAAAUUCAAACAAGACGCUGAUGUUUUGCAAGAAAUUGAAAAAUUGCAAAACUUAAGAACUCGAAUGCAGAGAGAGUUAUCAGAUAAUACGCCGAAAUGUCCAUUUUUUGAUCGAAUGGAAGAAAAAGAAAGAAAAAUAUUAAUGCGUACAUUUGACAUGGAUAAGUAUAAAAGUUAUAUGUUUAUGGCAUAUUGUAUGAGGACUGACGUUGACAAAUAUGUUGCAGUUAUGGUUGACUACAUCAAGGAUAGAAGUAAAUCCUGCUCGUUUGACGUCUUGAAGUUCGGCUCGAAAGUCAGCGAGUCUGUUAAAGAAAAUCAGAUCUAUGAUGAUGAUGAUGAUUCUACAGAUGAUGAAGGAAUUAAAUUAGUCCCGAUAGAAGAUGAAGAAAGUAUUCUUGACGACUUAUUUUUUCGACAACAGUUCGACAACGUUUGA
Messenger RNA from Danaus chrysippus (African queen), 1083 nucleotides. Lineage: Eukaryota; Metazoa; Arthropoda; Insecta; Lepidoptera; Nymphalidae. The record is from the annotation of a GenBank genome assembly.